CCACGUUAAACUGCAGCAAAAAUCCGGCACACACUGGUAAAGUCGUCCAUAUAGAUGGCCUCGAGGGCCUCCACCUCCAUGGCCUGCUCCUCCUUGUAAUCUGCCAAUCAAACGACAGCGAAAUCGAUAUCAGUCUCUCGCCCCUUCCUCAGCUUUAUCUUCUGCAUGCAAAAACUACGCGUCGAGGCGCUGCGCAGCUCCGGACAUUACAUUUAUCCAUUCGUACCAGUCAUCUUGAGCCUUGUACGAUGAACCACGAUGGACGAGGACUACAAGCUCGCCAAGGAGGCCUUCGUCUCCGGCCUCCAGGGCACCAGCGCGCGGGAAGUUUUUCUCGUUUUUGCCAUCGCACCGGUGCGCAGUAGUUUGCAGCUGGUUACCCGUGGAACAGAGCUACACUACAAAGAAUUCACGUUGGGAAAUACUAAAACAUGGCGUUGUGGCAUCGUAUCAGGGGAGUCUAUGGCUUUAUUCGGAGCUUAUGCUGCUGCUGGAGGUCGUGGGGAUGCGGCAAUUGGGUGCCAGUAACUUGUGUUUAACGUGACUGACGUGGCAGAACUUGGUGGCGACGAUCUUGGUGGAGUUCGUCGUUACGGUGGUGCCUACGAUGAUCGGUUUUAGUUACGCUGAGUAUGCAGUCCCGCUGCUUGCGGUGGUGUAUUCGUUGGCGACGAUGUUUAGUGCGUUGUCCCGAUUCCAUGCCAAGGAAUUUAUUCGCAAGCACUGCAGGAAGGAGAAGAUGAACCAAUUGCUCGAGAAGGAGCUGCCAUUCCUGACAAAUUUCCGCGCACAGAUUAUGGUCUCUACGUGCUUCGCGAUUUUGGCAGUUGACUUCACGGUUUUUCCUCGGCGCUUCGCCAAGACAGAAAACUAUGGUUUCAGUGUGAUGGACAUCGGAGUAGGUGCAUUUAUCGUGUCAUCGGCAAUUGUGUCAGCUCCUGCUCGAUUAGCCCGUCCUAAGGGUAACACAAAGAGAUCUCACGCUGAGUAUCCCCAUAGUUUCGUGAAGAAGUGCUAUACUUUCCUUCGGCCUAUUGCGCUUGUACUGGUGUUCGGAGUUGCAAGGUUUCUGACAGUGAAAGGUGUCAACUAUCAGGAACACGUGACUGAGUAUGGAGUUCACUGGAACUUCUACUUUACCCUUGCAGGGGUGUAUCUUGUGUAUUCCUUCCUUCGCGUCUUCGGUAAAUGGGCUUCAAGUCCCGUUGUGGCGAUUUUGAUUGCUUUCGUUUACCAGGUGUAUCUAUCGCAUUAUGGCGGUGAAGAGUACAUCCUUGACGCCCCUCGGGACAAUUUGAUGAGCCAGAACCGCGAAGGAAUCCUUAGUCUAGCGGGUUACACCUCGCUCUACAUGCUUUCGGUUUACGCUGGCCAGUGCAUUUUCGGCUACAUGGAUUCCAACGUUUCAAAACUUCACCGUAACAUGAGGUGGCUUACGAUCGCGCUCUUUGUCAUCGGGGGACUGGUUUGGGUCUCAACGUUCCUCUCGGUGCGCCUUGUUGCACGUCCGUCCCGUCGAAUGUUGAACUUGUCGUACUUGCUGUGGGUCAUGGCCGAGUCUCUCACGUUGCUCGCUCUCUACAGCGGGAUUCAAACUGUCUGUAUGCUUCCGAGGGCACCGUUGCUAUUCCAGGGCAUUAAUCACAACCAGCUCUUCGUCUUCAUUGCGGUAAGCUGCCUGUUUGUUGUUUAAAGUGUCGAUAAUUCAACGAUAACAAUGUGGAUACUGUAUUCCAGGCCAAUCUCAUGACAGGAGCCGUAAAUCUGAGCAUGCACACGAUCAAUACCAGCCCAGCUGUAGCCUCCGGCGUACUGCUAGUGUACAUGUUGGCGGUCUGCGUGCUUUCGUCGGUGCUGCAGCAAGCAGGUAUCCGUAUCAAACUGUAGCCAUGUGACCAACAACGUCAAGAAAAUAACAUAAAACAAUAUGUUCCGCCGCCGGGUCUAUGUAAGAUCGUUGGAGCUGCACCACCAAGUAAUGACAGCAAUUCCUUGUUUCGCAGCGAAGCCUUCCCACAAGAGCGCAACAAUAGUAGUCCCAUGUCAUCUUACCUGAGCGUGGCAGCGAUGCCGCUAAGACAGGAGAUGCCGGCCAGUAUUGGCUACAAAGAGGCGUUACCAAGCCGAGGGCCACACAUUUCGAGAGCGAUCUUCCAGCAGUGCCACACCAAUUGUACAUCAACGUAUAACAUUUCAUACCCUGCCAAGAUCGUAGUAAGUCAUCUUUGAUUAAGCCAGAAGUUAGCCUCUAUAUAUCGAUAACUCGUUCAAAC
Messenger RNA from Phytophthora nicotianae INRA-310, 2273 nucleotides. RefSeq lists its product as hypothetical. Gene Ontology annotation, cellular component: membrane; endoplasmic reticulum. Gene Ontology annotation, biological process: protein localization to plasma membrane; GPI anchor biosynthetic process. Gene Ontology annotation, molecular function: glucosaminyl-phosphatidylinositol O-acyltransferase activity. Bases 608 to 1693 code for a protein of 361 amino acids. The transcript has 11 exons. Lineage: Eukaryota; Oomycota; Peronosporomycetes; Peronosporales; Peronosporaceae. The record is from RefSeq and is a predicted model, not a curated record.